Messenger RNA from Spodoptera litura, 2500 nucleotides. RefSeq names its product organic cation transporter protein. NCBI's taxonomy places the organism in Eukaryota, Metazoa, Arthropoda, Insecta, Lepidoptera, Noctuidae. Gene Ontology annotation, molecular function: transmembrane transporter activity. Gene Ontology annotation, cellular component: membrane. The record is from RefSeq and is a predicted model, not a curated record. Gene Ontology annotation, biological process: transmembrane transport.
UAUACCCUUGACCGGAUGGGCGCGCUCAGCUCAGUCGCGGCGCGGCUCUGCUCGUAUCCUCGCGUCUCUCUGCCCGCACCACCGUGCACCGCGGCCGCGCUAUAUAGCAGCUCGCCCUCGCUCCCGGCACACUUCACGUUUCGGAGCCAUGCGCCUCCGCCCCUCGGAUGAAGCAUCGGCCGACUUAGUCAAAUAUCAUUAUUUUCCAAAAGUGCGUAUAGUAAUGAAAUAAUUGACACCUGUGCAAGUGAAGUAAAUAAACAUGAAGUCCAGAAACAACUCGUUCGAACCCCAGCCGGAGCUGCAGGAGCUGCUGCAGAAGCCGCACAGCCUGAAGCUGAUCCCUGACGGAAAACGCGCAACAAUAAUCCCAGCUCAAGGGACGAAUAAGGAGAAAACUCAUGCAGUGUCUCCAACUGAGGACGAGGGUCCAGAUGUAGUAGCUGAUGUGAUCGGGAAAUUUGGAAGAUGGCAGCUGUUAAUGACAUUCCUGCUAUCCCUCUUCUCAUUGCCCUGCACAUUCCACAUUUACCUACCAACAUUUACCGCGAAAGCGACGAAAUUUUGGUGUCAGAAGCCAGAAAACUUCUCGAGUUUGCCAUUACAAGAUUGGAUAAACUACAGUCAGCCGGUGGACAGCUGUUCGGUGCGGACAAUCUCUGCUGGAGUGACGGUGGAAACUAUUUUGAAUCAUACUGCUCCACUCAUAGACUCCUUUCAGAAAUGUACAGAUUGGAACUAUGAUAGGACAGAAGUGGGAAGUACUAUAAUCUCAGAAUGGAAUCUGGUUUGUGACAGAGCACACCUGACUAGCUUAGCUGAAGUCAUGUUCUUGGUCGGCGUUGGAGUCGGCGGAGUCGUCGGUGGUUGGAUAUCUGAUAGAUUCGGCCGCAAGCGGAUUUUGAUGAGCAUGAUGGUAGCGCAGAGUUCAUUGGCCAUCCUUUCUCUAUUGGUCCGUUCCUUCGUGCAGUACGUGGUGGUCAGGCUAGUCAUGGGAUUUGUUUCUGUCUCCGUGGUCUACGCAGCCUUUGUCCUUUCCGUGGAGUUGGUAGGAGGAAAGUGGGUGACCAUUGCGGGAGUCUGCAACUUCUUCUGGCUACCCGUGGCAUACCUGAUUGUCACCCUCUUGUCUCUUCUCAUGCCCAACUGGAGAGACCUACAACUGAGCCUGUCCGUUCCCGGAUGUCUGCUGCUGGCUUUAUGGUUCGUUCUGCCAGAAUCACCGAGAUGGCUGCUCAGUAUGGGAAAGACUCAGGAAGCGAAAGAAAUAUUGGAGAGAGCUGCUAAGUUUAAUAAGCGUGAAUUACCUUCUGAUAUAGACAAACUGUUAAUGUUACACAAAACACAUGAGACCACGGAACUGCCUAGUGUCAUGAUGCUGUUCAGAGGAGUACUGCGAAAGAGGACGAUAUGUCUAUUCCUGUCUUGGUUCUGUAUGACAAUUGCGUACUAUGGUCUGCUACUGAACAUUGGAAAUUUCAACCUUGGCAACCUACACGUAACGUCUAUAAUCCUGGCAAUCGUAGAAGUUCCAGCAAUAGCAAUAAGUAUCCCGAUUCUCUUGAAAGCUGGAAGACGAGUUCCUAUAUUCAUCAGUAUGUUGGUGUGUGGGCUCGCGUGUGUGGCUAGCGAGCUGCUGUCGAUAGCAUUCGAUGACGAAUGGAUCAUGAUCGCUUGCCUGAUGAUCGGGAAGUUCGCUAUCGGUUCCACGAACAUGAUGAUGCCGAUAUUCACCGUGGAACUAUACCCAACUGUGGUGAGGAACCUGGGUGUGGGAGCCAGCCAGAUAGCGGCCGGACUAGCACUUAUAUGCAUUCCGUACUUAUGGAGACUGACGAUGAUAAAUGAGCACCUACCGAUGGUGACUAUCGCAGCUCUGGCUGCUAUUGGAGGUGGAAUAGUGCUGCUACUAUCAGACACCACUCGCCCUGAACCCCAACCACCUCAGCCUGUGAACGAAAAGAAAGUGUAAGUACUCUUCAUUUUGUUUUUUAAUCAACUAGAAGACAGAAGACAUCCACAAAUAAAUAAAGACAUAUAAAAUAAUACUUCCCAUAAUGACCACGUUUGGUAGAGAUCGCAAACAAUAGGUUAAUGUUAUAUAUUCACUACCUGCCUGUAUUUAGUUACAAUUUUAUUUUUAAUUUAUUUUUUUUGUCGAUAUAUUCUGCAAGAAUUUGAAUAAUUACUAUUUAGGACAUGGCAACCGCUUACCAGACUUGUUUUCUUAACUAAAUAUUUUAUUUAAAGACUUUAAAGGUAGAACUAAAGGAAAAACAGUAAAGAAGUCCUUUCUAAUAAACUGAUCAUCAAUUAACUUUGUAAAACAGGUAAAAUAAGGUUAGAAACGUGACAUUGAAAACGUUUCCUUCAAUUUCCAUGCUUGUAGAAAAACUGAUGGUGUACAAAGAAAACAUGCAAAAUGGUUAGUCGUGUUAUCAUGAAAAAUUUACACAAAAUCUUAUACUAUUAUAUAAAGCGGAAGAGUUUGUUUUUUUGU